AUGUUGAGCUCAUCGGCUUUCAGAGGUAAACCUAACGAAGAUCCGAUCCCUCACUUGACUCGAUUCAAGCUACUAUGCCAGUCAGUGAGGAUAGUCCGCGGAGUUACCGAUGAGUCUCUCAUGCUCAUAGCCUUUCCAUUCUCCUUAAUGGAUACUGCUCUGGAAUGGCUCUACACACUACCUCCAGAUUCCAUAUGCUCAUGGGAACAGAUGCAAGAAAAGUUCAUGCAGCGGUUCUUCCCCGCUAGCAAGACCCAGCUCGCGAAACAACAAAUUAACUCAUUUUUGCAGGAACCUGAUAAAUCCUUACGUGAAGCUUGGGAUCGCUUACAAGGAUACCAAAGAACAUGUCCUCACCAUGGAUGGGAUAAAAGGUACAUUAUUUCCACUUUCUUGCAGGGAUUAAAGGAGGACACUCGGGUUCUUAUUCGAGUAGCAUGUGGAGGAAGUCUCAACGAAAAGUCAUUCGACUUCAUAGAGCAACAGAUCAACAAGAUGGCCAACGAGUGUGCUCCCUCUCACGAGUUUAUCAGAAACGUUAGCCUCAAAGAAAGUCGUGCAGGUAAGGAAAGUCUAUCUGAAAUUCAGGCAUUACGUGCAGAAUUGGCAAAACUUAAAAUGCAGGUUGAGAAUGCCCAUCAGAUCUCAGACUUAGACACAUCAGCCAACAGGUAUAAGAUCGAAGACGUCUACUAUGUAGAUAACAACCUGUACUCGAACGUGUCCAAUUCGGGGUGGAAGAAUCAUCCAAACUUCUCGUACACGAAUUCUUCCAACGUCUUGAAUACUCCCCAAGGAAAUUUCGGUGGUCCGUCUAAUCAGGGUCAUUCUCAAGGACAUCAACCUCGACCCCGAUCUCUCCAACAACAUCAGAAUCAGGCCGUUCAACACUACCUAGCGCCUUUUCAAUCUCAGCAGAAUUACGCUCCGUCUCCGCCUCCACCACAGGUAGAUUUUGACCUCGAUCUUAAGUCUAUGUUCGCACAGCUUAUGCAGGGUCAAGAAAUCAUUCGCACCGAGAUGCGUGAACAUCAACAGAAGACCGACGCCCAUUUCAAGCUUAUCGAUAAUCAAAUAGCUCAACUUGCUGCCUCUAUACCUUCGCGACCUCAAGGAUCACUUCCAGGUAAACCCGAGAUAAAUCCUAGAGAGCACUGCAAUGCAGUGUUCUUAAGAAGCGGGAAGCAACUUGAGGAUGUCGUCCCCCCUACUCUUGAAAAAGGUGAGUCUUUUUACUCUAGAUCUGCGAUCACCUCUAACAUUCAGUCUGCAGAUACUCCAGUUAAGAUGACAUGUGAGGAAGAACCAAAGUAUGUACCUCCACCUCCCAGACCUCCUCCAGUUCCAUUCCCUUCACGACUUGUGCAACAAAAAGAGGCCAACCAGUUUAAGCGCUUCACGGACAUGAUAAAGAAAUUGGAGAUCACAAUACCUUUUCAUGAGGUAAUCACUCAAAUGCCCUCUUAUGCCAAAUUUCUCAAGGAUAUUCUGGCUAGGAAGAAGAUAAUGGAGAAGCAGACAGUAGCAUUAACCAAAGAGUGCAGUGCCGUUUUUCAACAUGAUCUGCCCCGUAAGAUGGCAGACCCAGGUAGUUUCUCCAUUCCUUGCAAACUGGGCAAUCUCUUUAUUGAGCAGGCGUUAUGUGAUCUAGGAGCAAGCGUAAGCCUAAUGCCAUUGUCGAUCUUCAAGAGACUAGGUGUGGGUGAACUCAAACCCACACAAAUGAUAUUACAAUUGGCAGAUAGGUCGACCAAACAGCCUGCAGGUAUACUAGAGGAUAUGCCACUUAAGGUGGGUGAUUAUUACAUACCUGUCGAUUUUGUGGUUCUUGACAUGGAUGCAGAUUCAAGCAUGCCUAUCAUUCUAGGGCGUCCCUUUCUCAACACAGCAGAUGUCGUCAUCCACGUCAGAGCGGGUCGUCUUACUAUGUCCAUUGGAGACGAGACAAUAGAAUUCAUGCUCAAUCAAAAUGACAAUCCAGACGAAAGUGUGAAAUCUAUUUGUUCAGUUUACAAGCUCAAAACGCCUAAGAACCAGGACCACAGACACAAGGUUAGGAGAGGACCGGAUCCAGAUAGGACAAAAGGUAAGAAAGAAGCUAACAUGGUUGGGCAGUUGAGAGAGUUUGGUCAAGCUAAGGACCCUAAACAAGCGCUCCCGGGAGGCAACCCGAGUCCUUAG
Molecule: messenger RNA, 2181 nt
Organism: Tarenaya hassleriana
Lineage: Eukaryota; Viridiplantae; Streptophyta; Magnoliopsida; Brassicales; Cleomaceae
Exons: 2
Coding region: 1-2181 (726 amino acids)
Source: RefSeq, a predicted model, not a curated record